AAAAGAAAGGCCAUUACUGACCCACGCCAAAAGGCAAAUGGUGGAUUGUGCAGAUUAUUGAGUGUGUUUAUUUGUUAAUAGGUGGAAAAGUGAAAUUGCACCAUGGAUAAACAGUACUCUGUUAAAUUCUUUACUUCAUUCGUUGAAGCCAUGCAGAAGUUCUGUCGGGAGUACAUUGAUUUUGAGCAGUGUGUGGAACUGAGUGGCUACCUGGCUGUGGAGAUAGACAAUCAUAAAAAGGAACGGUAUGUGCUCAGUGAGAUGCUUCAGAGUUCAGGAAACGUUAUUAGUGAGAGUUACUGUACGAAGGCAUUCAAGACCCUGCGUAAAGAACCGUCUGUGUCAGCGCGAGGCAGUGAAAACAAAGUUCCAAGUGGUGCACUAAGAACUUCACAGUCACAUGCGGAUGAAGUGACGAUUGUUCUGCGAGAUAGUCCGGACAUGGUCACUUCCCAUGCCAGCACGCCACGUCACCAGAGGUUUUCUAGUCACCGUUCAGGUGCCUUUAACCAUGGACAGAGGGGUUAUUCUUCAUCUGGCUUGAGCCGCAGUCCUGUUCAUGGGAGGGAAUCAAUAAAGUUAGGAAACCCGUUUGAACAGCAGUUGAGACAUGUUCCUGAUCAGAUACAGCCUCGAUCCAUCGACUCCUCGUCGAGAAACGACACUGCAUUCUCCUCCAGCCCAGCCUCGGGUCAGAAACGAACAUCCAUCGAAUUUAACCAUCAGCAGGGCUCACCAGCUGCUAAAAGAGACAAAGUUGAUCCUGGCAGCAGCCCGGCUGAUGUGUCCUCUAUGAGGACUGUUUAUUCUGAAGGAGGAGACUCCUCUUUGACGCAGCAGCAAACAUCCUCCCUGUCGUUCCCAUCUCCAAGCUCAUCACAGGCCACCGGUGAAAGUAUUCGCUUGCCACUGUCUGCCACAGUGAAAGAGGAAGAUGUGAGCUCUGUGAUAUCGCUAGACACUCAGGACAAUGUGCAAGAUCCUACUGAUAGUGACUUUGGUGAUCGUUUACAAGACUCUUUGUCUCUUGGCUUGGACUCCUCGGUUAAUUAUUCGAACAGUUCACAGGGAGUCAUUGAUGACGGUUCACAGUCUGCUACUGCUGGCUCCUCAGGUUUCAUGUCACAGUUCAAGAUUGUAUCUCUUGGUAGUGCAAGUGACAGCAGAGACGAUCAAACUUGCCCCAUUUGUGGCAAGAUGUUUGGAUCAAGUACAUACUUAAAAGAACACAUGCAAAAGCACAAUGAGCGAAUGGCUUGCUGCUUCUGUGGAAAGAGCUAUUCUUUUAGGUCCGCUCUAAACCGACACAAGAGAACUUGUCACCUAAGACUUCAGUGAAAUCACUGACCACUGAACUUUCACUGUAUGACUGUAAUAUCAGUGUCAUACACUGUAUUAGCUGUUAGAUGUGUCUAUCGAAUAUCACUGUAAUACUAAAGUAUAUACCACUGUGUAAUGGCCCUGUCACACUAUAGUGUAUGAGAGAAAUGUAUGAGUUGCGUAUGAAAAUUCAUAAAAUAAUUUUCAUACGCACAAGAAGGUCUUAAAAAUGCAGAAUUGUGCGUAUACUUACCGUAUUUAACCUAUGAGUAGCGUAUGGCCAGCGUAUGACCAGCGAAUGUCGGGAAAUGUUAGCCCAUGGACAGCGUACUCUGCGUAUGGCUAGCGUAUGAGUAGCGCAUGUCCAGCGUAUCUCGAUCACGUGACAAAGUGCCUAUAUCAACGGCAGUCUUGAAUGUGGUGAAAUGCCAAAUUCAUCAGAUCAUGCUGGUGUUGGAGAAGAGCUACCUCCAUCGUCGUCCACGAAGAAGUGAAGAAGAGCUAGAAAUGGGAACAUAUAUGUACACUUUCUCAAAAUGCUGGCCAGACGCCAAUCAUACGCUAGUUGUACGUUAAUAACGUUACUCGAUCGUCAGGCAUACACCAAGAUGUCUAUAUACGUUGCAGAUACGUUAGAAGUACGUUACUCAUGCGCUAUCAAUACGCUAGCUAUACGGUACAUCUUCAUGCCAGCGUAUGUCCGCGUACUCGACCUAGGAGUCGCGUACCUCUAGCGUAUUCAGCGUCUGCCUAACGUAUGCUUAGUGUAUGCUUAGCGUAUAAACCAUACGUCGGAGUACGCACAAAAUUUUUAAACAUGCUUAAAAAUAAUUUUCUACCUCGCCGUAUGCCAGUGUAUGCCAGCGUGCUUCAAACGUAUACAACCUAUGCCUAACGUACCCCUAGCGUAUGUCAGCAUAUACCAGCGUACGAGUGAUAUUUUAUCAUACGCUGACAUACGCUAGUACGAUACGCUACAGUGUGACAGGGCCAUAAUAUCAGUGUCAUACACUGUAUUAGCUGUUAGAUGUGUCUAUCGAAUAUCACUGUAAUACUAAAGUAUACACCACUGUGUAAUAUCAGUUGUAUACACAGUAUUGGCUGUUAGAUGUGUCUGCCGUAUAUCACUUGUAAUAUGAGUGUCAUACAAUGUAUUGGCGGUCUAUUGAUAUCACUGUAAUUGUUGACUGUAAAAGCCAAUUUUGUCCACUUUAUCAAGUUGAUCAGAUUUAUAUAUUAUGCAUUUAACAAAUCAGAUUAUUGGUAUUGUGAAAAGCAGGUGAAAAUACAAAUACCAUUAAUGAUGCAAAUCAUUAUUGAUAAAAAAAAAAAAAAUUCUUAAAAAAGUUGUGUGGGUUUUUUUGUGGGUUUUUUUGCCUUCCUCGAGUGAAUCUAACAAAACUAACAAGUGAUCAUGGCCAUAUCUGCACAAUGCGGAGUCAAAUAGUCAUUUGGUAAGAUAGUGUUUCAUUUCAUGAAUCUUUGUCUAGUACCAUGUCUAUAGGAAGACUGCCACUUCUACAUGAAGAGAUCCUUGCACCACCACAAAGAGGACUGCCACCCAAACUAGUUUACAAAGUCAAAACUAGGUCAGGAGAGGUCUCCUUGGAAUAAGUACAGCUUUGAGGUUAUCCACUCGUGAUUCAGUCAUAACAGUGCUGAUAUCAAGUGUUAAGAGAAAGGUGAGCAUAUCCCAUUACACCGGUGGCACCCAUCAUGAGUACCACCACCACAGUCCACCGGUGGCACCCAUCAUGAGUACUGCCACCACAGUUCACCUGUGGCACCCAUCAUGAGUACCGCCACCACAGUUCACCUGUGGCACCCAUCAUGAGUACCGCCACCACAGUUCACCUGUGGCACCCAUCAUGAGUACCGCCACCACAGUUCACCUGUGGCACUCAUCAUGAGUACCACCACCACAGUCCACCAGUGGCACCCAUCUUGAGUACCGCCACUAUAUCUGUCAAAUCCAAAGUCCAUUAAUAGCCAGUGAGGCAAUUUUCUAUUAAAAAAUACAGGCUGUCCAGCGAUCCUACUUUUCCAAUUUUUCCUACUUUUCUUCAAAAUACCUUCUUUCUGUUUUUUUAAAAUGCCACAAAUUGCUGUUUAAAGUAUGCAUAUUGCUUGAGCUAUAAUAAAAGUCAACAGUUAUGGAAUUUUCUUUCAUACGGGUGUGCUGGACAGCCUGCAAUUUCCUAUAAUACGUUUUUGGCAUACACAGUCCUUGUUUUUUUUAAAUUAUAGGCGAGUGGGAAAUAGCACACCUCAACAUGCUAAGGCGAAUGAAAAGUCACUCUCCAAAAUAAAUAAAAUAGGCAGUGUAGCUCCGAUUGGAUUUUGACUGGUACGUCUACAAAAUUUGUGUUUUAAACCAGUAUUUCCCGUUUUGCUCAACAAAGAGAAAUACCAGUUUAAUGACUGCAUGGAAGCCACUGCCAUGUUUUUAAUUUUUAUUGUUUUAAUAAAAAGACUUUCCUAUUAGCUAAAUGAGCUCUGAAAACUUGAUUUUUGUAAACAGUGGAAAUAAAUAUACCCAUCUAUUUUACAUGCGUUGUUUGUUGAGUGUAACGUGUGCUGUUUCUCACACUCGUCAAAUUGAAAUGACGUGCACUGUACGAGUGUGAUCGCACCCGCGCACCUUAAAAAGCAAGGUCUGCAUACAUGUACAAGUAUCUGUGAAUUGGUUGACCACCUACUCGGGAUGGUAUUUACACUUUGCUCCCACCCAAAGCAAGUUGUGAUGACUAAAUGGGUAGAUGUAUGACCACCAACAACUGAUCAGUAACCCAAUAUCCUGAACAGACAGCCCAGAUAACUGAGUGUUGUGGUCAGGACAGCAUGCUAGAACCAUAAUUGUAUAUAAGUGAAUUAAAGAACAGAGCUUGAAGAGUAAACAAAUUAGUAGCAAAGUAUUUGUUUUCGGUGCAUACAUUUCCGUGAUUUUGACAUCCACAACUUCAUUAUAAUGACCAGUAUUUUCAUGUGAUACUCUUUGCAUCGUCUAAACUUUGAAGAUUAUGUCACAAAAUUCAGUCAUUUAAUAAAACUGUUUCUUUGU
Messenger RNA from Gigantopelta aegis, 4381 nucleotides. RefSeq names its product zinc finger protein Gfi-1b-like. The record is from RefSeq and is a predicted model, not a curated record. The transcript has 4 exons. Gene Ontology annotation, cellular component: nucleus. Lineage: Eukaryota; Metazoa; Mollusca; Gastropoda; Neomphalida; Peltospiridae. Bases 103 to 1338 code for a protein of 411 amino acids. Gene Ontology annotation, molecular function: RNA polymerase II cis-regulatory region sequence-specific DNA binding; DNA-binding transcription activator activity, RNA polymerase II-specific. Gene Ontology annotation, biological process: regulation of transcription by RNA polymerase II.